Molecule: messenger RNA, 2245 nt
Organism: Eriocheir sinensis (Chinese mitten crab)
Lineage: Eukaryota; Metazoa; Arthropoda; Malacostraca; Decapoda; Varunidae
Product: dynein regulatory complex subunit 7-like
Exons: 9
Coding region: 647-2245 (532 amino acids)
Biological process (GO): cell motility
Cellular component (GO): motile cilium
Source: RefSeq, a predicted model, not a curated record
ACACACCUCGGCCGCCGUCUCUGCCACCUCACGUCCAUUACCCUCUACUUCGUCUAUCAUUAAGCCCUAGAUAUUGAUAGGAUGCCAUAUAAACCACCAUGGCACUAAGAAAGCAAUGAUCAAUGACUACAAAGCGUGGUUGGCAUAUUUCGGUUCGGUUGUCAUGGGAACUGAGACGCUUCUGUCAGAGCCACCAGACACGUGACGAGUAAACAUGCUGCAGGACCCAAACGAGGUGAAUAAGAGACUUGAAGAAGCUGAGGAGGACCUUCUGAAGCAAGUGGACAGCUUUAGGCGACGAUAUAACUCCCUGUAUCCCGGCGGCCCCCUGCUGCUGUUCACCACGCGGAAUGAGAGCGAGAAAGUGGUCAGUUCCCGGCCCCAGGGUACAUGCGUGGGCUAGUCAUGUCAGUGUGCGGGGUAUUCACCUGCUUCCGUCUCUCCUUGAAGCGGUAUUUAGGUAUUCUAUUCAGAGGCGUGUCUCUUUAGUCCCCUGAAUACCGCUUAGUUAUCCAUCUGUUUGAAACGGUGGUGUUGAGGUGCUGUGCCCUGCCCCCAGGUGCCUGUGCUGAGCCUGGUGGUGCCCAGCCCCCAGCCCUACCCCGAGCUGCUCAGCCUCCAUCAGGCGGCUCAGACCCUGGCCAACAUGCUCACCUACACUCCGCCGCCGCCCGCAUCCCCGCUGCCGCAGAAGGUACGGUCGGCUGCGCUGGUGGCGAAGACGCAGCGAGGAGAGGCGGCCGAGUGCGCCCUGGUGGUGGCGUCGGUGCUGCUGGGGGCCGGGUACCGCACCUUCGUGGUCCAGGGCACGGCGCGCCCCUCUCUAGUGGCUGGCGACACGUCCAUCCUGCCCUGCCCCUACCUCGCGCCGCCCUACCAGGCGGGGAAGGAAUCGGGCAAAGCACCCCCUUCAAAAUACAGCGUGAGGCAGCCGCCGGACCUGAGGAGUCGUUACACCCUCAUCAUGGAGGAGCGCGCCCGCCGCCGCCUCCUUGCAGAACAACAGCAGCAGCAGCAGGAAAAGAGAGACAGCGACCCCAGCCUUGCAGAGAGCCAACAUGAACAACAGGAUGUUGGAGGGAGCGACCUUCACUUCUGGGUGCUGGUGCUUCCCCACAAACGCCAGCUGUGCUCGCCGACCUUCGUGGAGCCGAGCACGGGGAAGGUCACGCCCCUGCCCGCUGAGGAGCCGCUGCCCUACCUCUACGUGCACGCCCUCUUCAACCACAGCAACUACUGGGCCUCCACGCAGCCUCGCCAGCCCAUCAGUGCAGACAUAUUUGACUUGGACGAUCGCUCGAUGUGGCUGCCGCUCAUCGACGACAAGCCCAAGUCUCAGCCUAAAGAGCCGCCCCAGAAAACGCCCGAGCCAGUCUCUCACUCCGGUGAGCCUGAGGACACUCGCCAGUCUCUUCAGGAGUCUCAGGACUCACCAAGCAAGCCUCAAGAUGCACCCGGGCAGUCACAGGACCCCCAGGAAUCUUCCAGCAAGCCACAAGACACCCCAGUUAAGCCUCAUGAUUCAUCUAGUCUGCCGCCGGAGACCCAGGACGCCCUCAGUCCUUCACAAGAAACUCUCACGCAGCAUCAACAGCCCUCCAGUGCAUCCCAGACCAAAACGAGGCGCUCGAGGAACAAGGAGGAGCCGCUGCUGCCCCGCGGCUGCUACAAGCCCGUCGUCAUCACUGAAGAAGGCAGGUUACAUGUGUGUGUGUGUGUGUGUGUGUGUGCCCUGUUGCAAAGGUUCCCCGGGGGGUGGCGGGAGGAGGUAUACCAGGGGGCGGUGGUGCGGCGCUACGCCCCGCUCACGCAUCCGCGGGGGACCACAGUCGCCCUCACUCUCUUCACUCCUGAAGGGAGGACAGACCAGGGCUGCGUCACGGACCUCCUGACGGGGGCGGUCAGGGACACCUUUUCUAGGAGCAGGAAGGACACACUCAAAGAACACCACUACUGGAGGGAGCCGUCGUCGCUGUCCUCGUGCGUUGACAAGGACGGCGUGGACAACCCAUGGCGGGCCUGCGAGCUGGAGGUGCGCCCCCAGACGCAGCCCCUCGAAGUAUUCCUCUUCCACUCGGAGUUCCGCGUCGACGCCCUCAGGAGACGGGAGAUAAGAAGCGGAGAGCUGCGGGAGGAGUACGCAGAUCGGGCAGACUUACUCCUGCGGCGCAUCGUCACCUUCGCUAGUGCCAUCUCCAAGACCGUGCAGGUGAGCGGGGAUCUAUCAUCUAAGAGGGUUGGGUGA